Molecule: messenger RNA, 3926 nt
Organism: Seriola aureovittata
Lineage: Eukaryota; Metazoa; Chordata; Actinopteri; Carangiformes; Carangidae
Gene: tmem51a
Product: transmembrane protein 51a
Exons: 3
Coding region: 504-1319 (271 amino acids)
Source: RefSeq, a predicted model, not a curated record
UAUUAGAUUUCAGAGAAUCGUUUUACUGUGUGGGACAGUUAAAUGAAUGCCAAACUAAACUUUAAUAUUGAGUUUUGAUUUGCACGAAAGACUUGAUACAAUAGAUUAAAAAAGGUUGAAAAGAAGGAAAACAAACCUGUAUGUUGUACAGCUGAGAUAUUGCUAUAUAUUUCUUGAGGGGGCUUGUUGUGCCAUAGCUGUUCUUAUCUAUCCUUGUAAUGUGUUGAUGUAGGGACUUUUAGAGGCAAGUCUGCUGUAAAUACUUUUACCGUGCAACACACCCAUUCUUGGAAGCCUCAGUUUUAUAUUUUUACUUGAGUGAAUUUUAUGUCCUGUCACUUUAACUGAAUAAUGGGAAUGGCCGCUCAUAAAGAACACGUCUCUGGGCCCCGAUGACUUGUUUGGUAAGACCUUUAUACAGUGGAUGGAUACUGCUCAGAAGACUAACGAGGAACUGUAUUGUCUCUGCAGCCUGCUCUGACUGAAGUUUAGGGACUGACAUCAUGCGUUCCAGUGUGGAUGGACCACAGAGACCCCCUGGCAGAGGAGAGACUGCCAGCAACAACAAUAACAACAGCAGCAGCAGCAGAGAAAACACUGGAAACUCCGGUUCCCAGUAUGCGCUAUGUGCUCUAGGAGUUGGGCUUGUUGCCCUCGGCAUUGUGAUGAUUGUGUGGAGUGUUGUACCUGCAGACCCGGCCGGUAACAGCAGCAGUUCAGGAGAAGACAUUGGCGCUGGUAGCAGGAAAAAUAAAGCGUCUUCUGUGGCGUUUGUCUUGGUGGGUUCUGGUGUGGUCAUGCUGCUGUUGUCCUUGUGUGUGGGAAUGAGGAACAAACAGCGAGAGCAGCUGAUGCUCCGGGAGGCCCAGAACCGUGGAGGAGUGGCAGCUCGGGAACAAGAGGAAAGAGAAAUUGCUGAGGAACGAGCCCAGCGGUACGCCGUACCCAGCUAUGAAGAGGCAGUAGGCAGCGGCCAGUACCCUGUUCGCCAGACCAACCAUCCCCCAAUCUCCUCCCAUCUACCUUCCUAUGAUGACCUGGUUGAAGUCGACGGUGUACAGUAUGAAUAUGAGGGGUCAGAGGUCACAACUACUGGAUCACAGCCUGUUCCAGCUUCCAGUGCUCCCACUGCUGCUACUUCCGCAUCAAAUCGUCGACCUGGGAAAAAUAGCCGCAAGCUCCUCCCUAUCAAGAUCCGCAGGAUUAAAUCAGAGAAGCUGCACAUGAAAAACAUUGAUAACUCUCAGCCAGGAGCUGGAAUCAGUAUAGAGCCACUUACUCCACCACCACAAUAUGAGGAUAAAGUGCCUCCACUUUAAGAUCAAGCUGAUGAUGUUUGAAACAAUCUACUGAAAUUCCUGGAAUUUGCUAUGAUCACCUUUUGUGGAUCUGGAUCUGCCUCAUUAAGCCAAGACUUGAAGAUGGCUCUUCCUGCAGAACAUUCCCAGUGGCACUUUGUUAUAAAAUGCAAUAUCUGUUGAAAUUCAUCAUUAAUGCCACAUCACUCCAAAGCAAAGACCUGAAAAAAACAUUAUUUUUUUAGAUAAGUUUUUUUAGACAAACGGUGACGGACAUAGUUGUUGGAUUCUUUCUUACUGUGACAGAUUCUGUCACAAUUGGAUUCAAAGCACCCACCAAAUGCAGCUUUCUCUCAGGUCAAAGUAGCUUUCUGUUUAUGUUAUGUAACUGACCUCCACUGUGCACUGACAGGACAUGUGAGUUGACGCUGGAUGAAGUCACAAGAUGUGUGUAGAAGUCUAGGAAGUAUUUCACUGUGUGAGGCUUUGGAUUGCUUCAGCCAGCAGUUUACCAGAUGUUAGCUCAGCGCUGAGUGACUGAGCCUUGUCUGUAUUCAGCUGGCUUGACCUGAUGUGGUAUGCUACCCAGAAACACUCCACCACAUUGUCAACAAUAUUGUGUUCCGUGGUCCUCUAAAGCUCUAGAGAGACUUAACUGCAUGUUCUACAGAACGGGAGUCCUGCUCUUCUUCCAUGUUAAGUUCUUUUUUUCUCACUAGCUUUUGGUUCACUUUCCUUUGCCUGUCUGCCUGAAAAGCUGAAACAUGAUAAUGGGGGUUUUCUUGACAUAUUCGAAGACGGAGUGUCUACUGGACAGCACCAUUUAAGAAUCUUCCAUUUUGAUUAAGAUAAAACCAAGCUUGUUCAGCAUUUAUCAGCCACAGCUCCCAUGACUCAUAGCAAUAGGCACUCUACCAAAAUCUAAUGGGAAACAUGGUUGUUGAAUGCUAACAAAAUAUCACUUGUUUUACCAUAUAGUAUCAUGUCACUUGAAUCUUGCUGUCCAGUAGUGUAUUGAUAAUCAGAAGAGGUAGGAAUGGGUUGGAUUCCACCAACAAUGGAGAAAAAUCGCUGGGUCUUUAGCUAACUGCUACUAACUGCUAAACCCUUCUCACAAGCAGCUUUCCGCUGCUUUGUGCUCGACAGGCAGCAGGUAGUUGAUAUGCAUAUAUUAUUACACUCAACCAGACAAUUUAUGUUUAUUAUGAAUUAGCUGGGAUGCAGUUUGGGAGAGAAAGGCAGCGGCUGUUUUUGGAAAAAAAAAAUCCAAGAUGCACUGUAUUUAAGGCCUGAAAUUUAUAUUUGCUCUCACUAGUGCAGCACCAGUGCUCACCAUUAACCUCACCAUUAGGUUACCAUUUAAUAGAAACUGCUUUCUGGGAAGAAACCAUUUUGUGGUGUCUUUAAAUGAGUGGUGAUUCUAACUUGCUGCAGCUGCAACACAGUUUGUCCUCCAGCUCUACACACUAAUGUACAUUUAAAUGCCUUUGUGCUCAGAACAAUACUACUGCUCUUCCUAAAGCAUUUCAAAAGACAUAGUAGUGUGCAUAGCAGUGCUCUUCUAAAUGCAGCGUUGCUCUUACUCCUGCAAAUAGUGGGUAGAGAAGGAAGUAUGUGAAUAGCUGGAAGCCUUUGGCAGUAGCCAUGGUGAACGCUGUUGGGCUGUGAAGGCAGUAGUGUAGUCUCUGCUUCUCUCUGGACUUGUUUUUGUUCUGGUUCGAGAUGACCAACAGAAAGAGUCUUUGACUGUGCAGCUGCGCCAUAAUAACAGCAGCUAUUGCUCACUCGCUUGCUCAUCACCAUUCCUCCAACCACAGCUCAACUUGCAGCCGUUUUCACUCAGAAGUUUGCAGAGAAUGAGCAGCGAGAGACGAGAGACAGCUUUUCUCUUAUGGUUAGACUUGUUUAGAUGUGAACAGCUGUAGCCGAAGUGAAUGAUUUAUCUUUUCAUUCACUUAAACGUUACAAUUGUAAAGGUCGCACAAGAUUCUGCCCCUCUUUUGUUUUGUGGGACAAAAGACACUUCUUCAUCAGUGACGUCAUCAACCAGUUCCACAUUGUGUCUGAGUAAAAUUCAGUCUAAAUCAUGCAAAAAAGAGACUUAGAUACUCAUUGUCAGCUGGUUAUAUUAUAUAUUACCAGGUUUUCUGUCAAGAUAAAGCCAACAAGGUCACUGAGUCACUUCAGGUUUGUCAUUGGAAGGCAGCGCACAACAGCUAUGUUGAAAUGCAUCGCACAGUGUAUUGAUUCUUUAUUUUGUGUCCUGUUCACUACUGCAGACAGUCAUUGUACCUCAUUGGCAAAGGACCAGAUAACUACAUGACUGAUUUUAUGACUAUGUAGUCAAAAUGUUUUACAUCGAUGAAUGAGUGUUUUGAUUUAGCAGUCACUUUCUGUUUUACUUAGAUACGUGUCCGAAACACAUGAUGUUUGUUGUCUGUUUCAUUUAUUAUUGCUUUUUUUUAUUACUUAUGUCUUUGUUUCUUUUUAUAUAUACUGUGAAAAUAUACUUUUCUAGGAUAAUUCUAAUAUGUUUGUGGAGAAUGAAUGUUUGUUUUUCCUGAAGAGUGGGAAAAAAUGAUCUCAUGAAUAUUUUAUGAGAAAUAAAAGGAAGUAUUUGUUAAUUAA